Lates calcarifer (barramundi perch) is the source of this 1018-nucleotide messenger RNA. RefSeq names its product LSM8 homolog, U6 small nuclear RNA associated (gene lsm8). Lineage: Eukaryota; Metazoa; Chordata; Actinopteri; Centropomidae. The record is from RefSeq and is a predicted model, not a curated record. Gene Ontology annotation, biological process: mRNA splicing, via spliceosome. Gene Ontology annotation, cellular component: U6 snRNP; precatalytic spliceosome; U4/U6 x U5 tri-snRNP complex. The transcript has 4 exons. Gene Ontology annotation, molecular function: RNA binding. The coding region runs from base 186 to 476 and encodes 96 amino acids.
CUUCCUGCCUGCUCGGUGAGUCGGUGUUGGAUUAGUCCGUUCUAUUCUACGUUGUGUUGUCCCUGUUAGCAUCUGGUGUUCGUCGUAGUCGGAGCCGUCUCUGCAAGUACUCAUCACCGCACAACCGGAGGAAACAUUCAGCCUCAUCUCCGCUGGACACAUAAACACCGAGCCCGGCAGGAAACAUGUCUACCGCCCUGGAGAGCUACAUUAACCGCACCGUGGCCAUCGUCACCUCAGACGGCAGGAUGAUUGUGGGCACUCUGAAGGGCUUCGAUCAGACCAUCAACCUGAUCCUGGAUGAGAGUCAUGAGCGGGUCUUCAGCUCCAGUCAGGGAGUGGAGCAGGUGGUGCUGGGACUCUACAUUGUGCGAGGAGACAAUGUGGCGGUGAUCGGUGAGAUCGACGAGGAGACUGACUCCACUCUGGAUUUAGGAAACAUCAGGGCCGAACCGCUUAACUCUGUUGUCCACUGACCCUCCGACCUCUUGACCUCUGACCUCCUGUGCGCUGUCCUGGUCGCCAUCUCCAUGGUAACAGGACGAGGACGACAGCGCGACUCAGGCUGUGUCUGAUAUCACUCCCUCGUUCACUCGUUCAGUCCUCCCUGACGUUCACAGCAGUUAAUACAGAUUCAUCAUCAUCAGUUUGUGUUGUCACACAACUGUUAAAUUCACACAAACACACACACACAAACAACAACAACAGAGGGGUACAUAUAAACAGGAAAUGAUGUCAGACCCAGCAUCUGUUGUGUGGAUGAUGUUACAGGAGUCUGUUUGAUCUGGAUCAGCUGAGACCUUCAAUCUGUGACAUGGACUGAACCAAUUUAAAAUAAACCACUGAUCCAGAUCCCUGUGUCCCUAACAGGCUCCUGUAGUGAUGACUUCCUGUUUGGAUUUUUUUUUUAUAUAUAAAUAAGGAAGUGAACUGUUAAAAAAGUUGUUAGUUAAACUUUUUUAUGCUUAUGAGUCUUUUUGUCAGCUUGUGAUUGUUUAAUAAAGUUUCAUUUGUCAUA